GUGCCAUUCCUCCGGCGGCCGCGGCCUCUUCCUCAAGCAAUACUCGUCCCGCUGCUUCUCAGGCAGCCCAGGGGGUGGCUCCUCAGGCAAUCAUGGUUCCUGUCUUCUACCAAGUCCAAGCCGUGAUGCCAAAGCAAGCGCAGGCCCCGAACGCUCCGAUGAUGCCUGUCGCCGUUGCCUUUGCGCAGCCGGCGGUGGCAUCGCACGUGUGCGCAGUGCAGGACGUGCGCAAAUUGCACGAGAAGGUCCAGAUCGAAGAAGAGGCUGUAAACGCAUUCAGCGCUGCCUCCACAGAGCAAAAGGGAAGCACCAACGAUGACGACAAUGACGAGCUCUCGAGCUUGACUUCGAGCGAGGAGCCCUUCCAGCGCGCGCUGAGUGCCCUGCCGUGUCCUGAGCAGCCCCUCCCAGUGGAACGCACCUUCAUCCAGUUCAGCAACAAGGCUUUCAUCCAUCGUCGACGUUCCCGCUCUGUUUGA
Messenger RNA from Symbiodinium pilosum, 479 nucleotides. The record is from the annotation of a GenBank genome assembly. Lineage: Eukaryota; Dinophyceae; Suessiales; Symbiodiniaceae.